This is a messenger RNA of Nannospalax galili (Upper Galilee mountains blind mole rat), 2310 nucleotides long. Its product is annotated as limbin-like. Gene Ontology annotation, cellular component: plasma membrane protein complex; ciliary membrane. Gene Ontology annotation, biological process: smoothened signaling pathway. Lineage: Eukaryota; Metazoa; Chordata; Mammalia; Rodentia; Spalacidae. The record is from RefSeq and is a predicted model, not a curated record.
CCUGGGGUCCGGAAGCUCCGGGGACUCGGCAGCCCGGCCUGUGUGAGGUCUCCCAUCACCAGCAGAAGAUGGGCACCGGGAGACGAGCCUCGUGGGUGCUGGCCGGAGGCGCCCUGGCCGCCGCCCUGGCGCUGGGCGUCCAAGGCCGGCUUCCCGCGGAGGCUGGUCCCCACCCGCAUCCCCUAGGCGCGCACCGGUCUGGCGACCUCCUGGCAGCUCCCUGGGCUGCACAGGGCCCAGGGUCGCCUUCUGGACCUGGCAGGGUGGGACCCGAGUGGAGCUCACAGAACAGAGCUGGCUCAAGAGAAAUUCAAGGUUCCUCUGAGAACGGAGUGAUCUUCCAGAAAUGCGCACUGGUAUCCGGGCAGAGUGAACCACAGACCAUACAUGUGCAACUGUGGGUGAACAACACCAGUACAGCUGUGUCAGCCAACCUCUCAGACCUGCUCCUGGUGGAUGAAGUCACGGGGCUCACUGUGAGGGAGUCGGCUGGAAAUAAGACCCUGGAUGGACUCCAGACUUUCAGAAAGAAGUUUCUGCCAGUGGGAGAGUACUACUCCAUCAGCUACUCAGCCUCGCUGGACCCCACAGCCCUUGGGACUGGAGACAGCCUGAGCCUCUCAGCAUGGCUCACCUUCCAGAGCCCCUCACAGAACAGAACUCAGCUAGAAGCCCCCUUUACCAUCACAGUAGAAGAAAAGAUAAAGGCUCUUCCCAACCACGGGCUCCAUAUGGUAUGCUUCAUCGCUGCCUUCCUCGUCUCCCUGGUGCUGAGCUGGGUGACCCUAUUCUUCCUGGCACAGAGUUGGUGUCUGCAGGGAAGUGCCUGCAGGGAUGUGCUGGCCACAUGCCGGGUUCAGCCCUGGGAGAGCAAGGUGGAGCCCUCAACCUUCACCCCAGGCUACGGUUUCAGUGAAGAGUUUUCCCUCAGCGACCAAGUGGUUGGCAUUCUGACAUCUGAGGACCUUGGGAGCAUGCUGCAAGCCUUAGAGGAGUUGGAGAUUACAACCCUGAACCGGGCAGAUACAGACCUGGAGGCUUGUCGAAACCAAAUUAGUAAGGACAUCAUUGCCAUUCUGAUAAAGAAUCUGAGCAGUGGUGGCCACCUCUCCCCACAAGCAGAGAGGAGGAUGAGUGCUACCUUCAAGAAGCAGUUUCUGCUGCUAGAAAAGGAAAUACAAGAGGAGUGUGAUCGGAAGAUGCUGGCAUUGACAGCUGAGUGUGACCUGGAAGUAAGGAAGAAGACGGAAGACCAGUACCAGAGGGAGAUGGCGGCGAUGGAGGAGGCAGAGGAGCUGCUGAAGCACGCUAGUGAGAGGUCUGCCGCAGAGUGCAGCAGCCUUCUGAGGACACUCCACAGCCUGGAGCAGAAGGACUUGCAGAGGUCCCUCGCCCUGCACCAAGAGGAGGACUUUGCCCGGGCUCACAGGCAGCUGGCAGUUUUCCAGAGAAAUGAAUUGCAGAGCAUCUUUUUUACCCAGAUACAGAGUGCUGUUGUCAAAGGGGACCUGAAGCUGGAGGCGGCUAAAAUGCUGCUGCAGGAAUAUUCUAAAGCACAGGAGAAUGUUGAAGAGCUGAUGGACUUCUUCCAGGCCACCAAGCGAUACUAUCUCAGCAAGAGGUUCGGCCACAGGGAGUACCUGGUUCAGACCCUGCAGGCCACAGAGACCCGCGUGCAAGGGCUGCUGAGUACUGCAGCUGCUCAGCUGACAAGCCUCAUCCAAAAACACGAGAGGGCAGGAUACUUGGACGAAGAUCAGAUGGAAAUGCUAUUGGAGCGUGUGCAGACAGAGGUCUUUUCUGUAAAACAGAAGUUGGACAACGACUUAAAGCAGGAAAAGAAAAGGCUCCAUCAAAAAUUAAUAGCUAAGAGGAGACAAGAGCUGCUGCAGAAGCACAAGGAGCAGCAGAAGGAGCAGCUGUCCCUUGGUGAGGCCUCCCGUUCGGCCGAGGACGUAGGCCAGUACCUGCAGCAGUGGAGGAGUGUGGUGACCGAGCACAGCGCAGCCCUGGAGGAGCUGCAGGAGCGCCUGGACCAGGCUGCUCUGGAAGACCUCCAGGCCCUGACGAUCUCACUGUCCGGGAGGGCCACGGACGAGCUGAGGCGCCUGCAGAGCUUGACCCUGACGCAGGUGGAGCGGGAGCGGGACCAGGAGCGCGUGCAGGGCGUGAGGCAGAGGCUGCAGCAGGAUGCACCGGAGGCCCACACUGAGGAACAGACUGAGCUGAGGCUCUGGGAGCACUCGGUGUUCAUGUGAGUGACCAUGGGAGGUCGCCCUUGCUACUCUUGCCCAUCCCACUGAGAAGGGU